Messenger RNA from Mytilinidion resinicola, 2293 nucleotides. RefSeq lists its product as uncharacterized. NCBI's taxonomy places the organism in Eukaryota, Fungi, Ascomycota, Dothideomycetes, Mytilinidiales, Mytilinidiaceae. The record is from RefSeq and is a predicted model, not a curated record. The transcript has a single exon. The coding region runs from base 443 to 2293 and encodes 616 amino acids.
ACAAGCCAAGUCUUUAGAAACUCCUUUCCUUUUCAUUUCAAGCUUGAGCUCCUCUUCCUAAACCUAAAACUGCCAACAACUUAGCACCCCGAUUCUAGAGGUGAAGGUACCAGGCCGAGCAAACUAGAGUACUUAUUAGAAUACCCCAGUUACAGUCCCACAGCCUUCCUCUUCAUCAACCUCACAAUGUCUCAACUUCUCCCAUUCCUGUAGUGCUCUGUCAUAAGCAAUGCUGUUAAUCAGCCUCACGAUCUGCUGGCAAUGCCGCGUCACACCGUAGCGCUCGAGUUUGCGCGGGCGCUAAAUUGAAACAUGUAGCGUGGCAGCCUGCAGCGGCACAGCAAGGCAUCUUUUCAAGGCAAGAGUGUCCAAUUUCAGCAUUAUUCCCUUCUGGCCCUUACGGCCUUCUGCAAACUUUUUAACUACUCGCUGUUCUAUCGCGAUGUUUCAAUCAAAGUUUCGUUUCGUCUGUCUUAUUGCAUUUACAGCCACAGUUCUCCUUUCAGUUACCCUCACGUACGCGCAUCCUACAAGCACAGUUCACGACCACGGCUUGAGGUCUCGUAGUUUCAUAAGAGGUAGAAAUGAGCAGACCUGGGAAACUCCCGAAAGCACUAAAAUACUACAGUCCCGAGACGACCGCCACUGCGGCUUCAUCGGCAACAACGACAUCUAUGGCACCGGGAUCAGAAUCGGCAUCUACACCCAAACUCUCGCUGUGUGGUUCGCCAAAUACUUCCUGGUCUCCCAGGCUCCCUUCCUCCGUGACAGCAUCACAGUGUUUACCGUUGCCCUUUUUAUCGUAUCUAUCCUCUACGCCGCCGUUAACGCCUCCGAAAUAUAUGCCGUGGAAGGCUUCAUCAUUCUGCAAAUCUUCGCCUGGCAAUGUCUCACUGGAGCUCGAACGCAGGGUCCCCAUAAUAAAGAAAACUUCCGCAAUAGCGUUACGAGGAGGGUGUUCACUGAGUGUAUGGAUAUAGGAUGCCAGAGUCUUCUUGUUUGGUUCUGGUUCCAUGGGAUUGAGAAGAUGAUGAAGACGCCUUGUGAGACUGUCACGUUCUUUUUGGCUAAGGUUAACAUGUUUGGGUGGUUUAGGACGUAUGUAAAGAUAGUGCCGAUUCUGGCUCUAGUGGGCCAUGUUCAUAGGAUUGGUCUUGAGGCUGUCAAUCUUCGGAGCUAUUUCAUGUUCCAGAAAGCCAAGCGGGGCUUUCUGGAGACAGCCGCUCGUUAUAAGGAAUUGGAGCGCCAGGAAAGGGAAAAGCCUGAAUCCGGCGAUGUCCCUACGAUAGAUCAUCAGGGGACGUUAGUCAAUGCGUGCGACUCGGGGCAUUUGGAUGAGGGUAGAGACCAGCCAAGCCAGGGUGCCAACAGCCCGACUUCACAACCACCUUCUCGGAGACUCUCCCAAGGCUCGGAGACAACCGUAUCUCCAGUGUCCUCUCAAUUCCAAGAGCAAGCUCGGAGAACCUCCCAGGGCUCGGAGAUAGCCGUAUCUCCAAUGCCCUCUCAACCCCAAUCCCCAUCUCGAGAGUCCGCAACCCCACCACCAAAGAGCGACUUCCCGAUCUUCGAAGACGUCUACCACGGCUCGCUCUACCUCACGCGCUGCAUGUCCGCCACUCCAUCCACCACUCUAACUGGCUACUCCGCCCGCCUCUACAAGUUCUACACGCGCCUCCCCCUCGGCCACCGCGCCCAAGUCACCGAGACCCCCCAUUACGAUGCCUCCGAGGCCCUCGCCAUCUCCUCCUGCCUCCCCUCCUUCCUCGCCUGCCACCGCCACGUCCUCACGCACCAACUCACCUUCCGCUUCCCCCGCCGCGCCGCACUCUUCUACACGCACCUCGCCUGCGCCCACCUCGUCGACGACUGGAACGUCCCCUACCAACUCUACGCCGCGCUGACCUACCCCGCCUGCCUGCCACCGGGGACGUACGCGCCGCUACCCUCGCACGCGGGGACGGCGAUCGCGGCGGCGAUCCUGCUCCCCGCGGCGCCGGAGAGGGCGUGGACGCUGGCGGAGAGCUGGGUGUUUACGGUUUCGCAUUUGUGGAUUCAUGUGUUUUUUAUCACGCAGCUGGGGCUGACGAUUCGCUGGAAUGGCGAGGGGCUGACGGGGCUGGCAAGUGUGGGGCAGUUGAUUCCGUUUGUGAUUGGAGUGGGGAGUCUGGGGCUGGUGCUUGUGAGGUGGGUGGAGCGGUGGUGUAGGGGAAGGCUGGACCGCGGGAGGGGGCGGCGAGGGAAGAUGGGGUCGAGCGGGAGGGUGGGGGUGGGAGAUUGGAUGCGGAGGUAG